This is a messenger RNA of Condylura cristata (star-nosed mole), 642 nucleotides long. Its product is annotated as probable inactive serine protease 58. NCBI's taxonomy places the organism in Eukaryota, Metazoa, Chordata, Mammalia, Eulipotyphla, Talpidae. Gene Ontology annotation, biological process: proteolysis. The record is from RefSeq and is a predicted model, not a curated record. The transcript is spliced from 4 exons. Gene Ontology annotation, molecular function: serine-type endopeptidase activity. Bases 16 to 642 code for a protein of 208 amino acids.
UUUACCGUCCCUUACAUGGCGUAUCUGAAGUCCAGCCCAGAGCCGUGUGUGGGGUGUCUCAUUCACCCAGAGUGGGUGUUGACAGCUGCUCACUGCCCGGUGCCGGAUAAAAUACGACUGGGAGUGUAUCAACCCAGCAUCAUAAAUAAUAAAGAGCAGAUUCGAAAUUGCUCGCUGACCAUCCCCCACCCAGCAUUCAACGCACAAACUCUGGAAAACGACUUGAUGCUGAUAAAACUGUCCCAGGCCGCUGACGUCAGCGCGCACGUGGGAACCAUCGCCAUAGCCAUGGAGCGCCCCGCCUUUAACGAUUCCUGCUUCAUCCCAACCUGGACUUGGAAUGACUUCAAAAACAUCAGCGACCCAGACAUCCUGACCUGGAUAAACGAAUACAUCCUGCCGGACCACGAGUGCCAUAAUAAGCUAAACCGAAAGCUGGAGGCACCCAUCAUGUGUGUGGGGAGACCGCUGAACAUCAUGUCUAAAAUCAAGGAAGUGUCCGCCUCUCCAGCCAUCUGCAGCGGGCGAGUGCAUGGGAUCUUGUCCUGGGUCAAAGGAAGUGUCAUCCUGGGCAGUGAAGGAUUCUUCACCAAAGUCCCUCCCUAUGCAAGAUGGAUACUGAAGAUCAUCAGUACCGACUAA